UUAUUUAUUUUGGUUCUCACUUUUAUUUAGAAAGCAUAAAUACUUUCCUGAUAUGUUCAAAAUUGUGAAUUUUAUUUUUAUUUCUCUACUGAAUGAAGAGUGAGAUCACAUUAAUUUCUACAGGAAGUUAUUUGGGACUGUUUUGAUGGAACAGUUAUCUUGAAUACAAUGACCUAUAAGUUGCAGAAGGUGAAAGUAGAUUAUGCACCGAAGAACAGGAGGGAAGCAAAAAGAGGGAUGGGGACUACUCAAAACCAGUUGGCGUUACCAGACAGGCGAGUUCUUCGACAAGAGCACAUUGCAUGGUGUCCGCUACAUAGCUGAGAAGGACCGACCAUUUUGUGAGCGGUUUAUUUGGUUCUGUCUAACCUCAGUUGGGACAAUGGUCACACUGAUCAUCAUUGUCUCCCUGUGGGAGAAGUUCCAGACCAAUCCCACCAUCACAGGGCUGGAUACAGACUUCCAUAAUUGGGAAGUGCCUUUCCCCACCGUCACACUCUGUCCACAAGACCCCACCAACGAAUCCUUAAUCAUAGAGUACAUUGAGAGCACUUGGGGUAAUGUUUCAGCAUUAGAAAACAGCGAACUGUACAUAGCCUUUGUAAAGACUUUAGCUCUUCUAAGUGUCUCGGACCUACAAAAUAUCCUGCAGUUCUCAGACAACUCUGCUCUAGUUUCCAAAUUGCCUUCAACGAACUUUGAGGACAUCCUGUAUAAGGUUAUGAGUGAUUGCUCUGAUGUGCUGUUUGAUUGUGAGUGGAAGGGAACACCUUACAACUGCUGCGAAGGAUUCAGUGCCAUUCUAACUGAGGUCGGGUUUUGCUUCACUUUCAAUUCUCGCCACUCCCACGGUGGCAGUGAUAACCUCAGGGUCACUGGUGAGGAAGGAGAAUUCAAGCCACACUUAAUCCACGAGACUGACUCUAAGUGGGCAAUGAUUGUCAACAUUCUCAAUGUGGAGCAGAACAAUGUCAGGGUGUACAUCCAUAGUGCAGACGAGGGACCCAGCCUGGAUUUGGCUCCCCAACAUGUGUGGAAGAGGACAAUUAACAAAAUUCAGUUCUCUGCUAAGCACACAUACACUACAGAUGAUGCACGUCAACUUAGCGUUCGUCAGCGCCACUGUGUGUUCCCACGUGAGGUGCAACUACUUUCCGAUACCAACUACACCUACAGCACCUGUAUGGUUGAGUGUAGGAUGAGGCGAGCCAAAGCUCUAUGUGGCUGUGUGCCCUUCUUCUAUCAGGAAUUUGAUACAUUUCCCCACUGUGACUUGAAGGGAUUGGCUUGUUUAGCUAAACUUAAUGCUGAACUAACCAAGGACUUGACAUGCUCCUGUGAACUCGGCUGCAUGAACACUGUGUAUGAAGUGGAUAAGCUCAAUGAUGUUGUACUUGAUAGUGACAAUUCCUUAGAAAUAGGAUUUGUAUCUUGGCCUAUGGUUAGAUACAAGAGGGAGGUGUUGUUUGGCUGGGUGGACCUUUUGGUAUCAUUUGGAGGCAUUGCAGGCCUAUUCUUGGGAUUCAGCCUUCUGAGUGGCGUAGAGAUUGUGUACUACUUCACGAUGCGCUCAUGCUGCAUGCUAUACCGCAACCGUGAACAGCUGAUACAGUUACAGAACGAAUACGAGACCCAGCCUCGACCUGAGAUCAACCUGGACCUUAAGCCCUACUUUAGAGAGAAUCCUGUUGUGGAACGAUCUCAACCUCGUGAGAUCUUCACUAUACCUUAUCUUAAUUAAAUUAAGGGCAAUAUUGUUUAUUUGUUAUUAUUGAUGAAGAAUAUAAUACUUGGUGUCGUGUUCCAUAUGACUACAUUCUGUCGAGUAAAACCACACUUGAAACUGAACUUACACUCUACACAAUUAGGUAAAAUGAAAUAGUAGGUUGAAAGCAGCAUAGCUCAACUGAUAGAUGUAUACUGAGAGUUAGAGUAAAAUUAUUUCUGAGCAGUUUUAUGGUGUAUUGCAUGAGUCUAUGGAAAGUCCAGUCAGAGAGAUUAUUGAGCUGGUGUGCACUGAGGUUAUUAUUUAGUAAAAUCUCUUGAAGGAACUGAUACUAACUUGUAACCAUAAUGGACUAUACCAAUGAAUACAAACCUUAUAAGAAGCACAAAGGCAAUGUUAAAAAGUCUGCCAACUUUUAUUUGAAUUUGGCAAGCUUAGCGCGUCCACCGCUAGGCAGCGUGAAGGGCGCUCGUGGCGUGGCCAGCUAGAGUGAGACAGAAGACAGAGUGGGAGUGAGGGAGAAGGCAGCGCGUGGCCAGUUAGAGAGAGAGAAAACAAGCUAGAGCGAGAGGGAAAGAGGGGGAAACAAGUGCUCCUAGCAGCGGACGCGCUAAGCUCGUUUUGGCAGGAAACCAACUUGGCAGACUAUUCUCCAUCAG
Molecule: messenger RNA, 2385 nt
Organism: Homalodisca vitripennis (glassy-winged sharpshooter)
Lineage: Eukaryota; Metazoa; Arthropoda; Insecta; Hemiptera; Cicadellidae
Product: sodium channel protein Nach-like
Exons: 11
Coding region: 203-1741 (512 amino acids)
Biological process (GO): sodium ion transmembrane transport
Cellular component (GO): membrane
Molecular function (GO): ligand-gated sodium channel activity
Source: RefSeq, a predicted model, not a curated record